Molecule: messenger RNA, 2591 nt
Organism: Periophthalmus magnuspinnatus
Lineage: Eukaryota; Metazoa; Chordata; Actinopteri; Gobiiformes; Gobiidae
Gene: pde6c
Product: phosphodiesterase 6C, cGMP-specific, cone, alpha prime
Exons: 22
Coding region: 7-2556 (849 amino acids)
Biological process (GO): signal transduction; visual perception
Molecular function (GO): 3',5'-cyclic-nucleotide phosphodiesterase activity; protein binding
Source: RefSeq, a predicted model, not a curated record
GACAAAAUGGCUGACAAGGAUAGUGUGGAGAAGUAUCUAGAGAACAAUCCUCAAUUCGCCAAAGAAUAUUUUGACAAGAAGAUUCGCGCCGAGGCCCUCACCGCCGCCUUCAAUGCCAACCUCGAGGUAAAGGACACCGCAUCGUUCAAGGAUGUUAACUCCAUUCAGGAAUCUGCAAUCAUCUUCGAGCUGGUCAAAGAGCUGCAAAAACCUGGGAAUAUGGAGCAGUCUCUACACAAAGUCCUUCAGAGAAUUGCGCUCAUCGUCCAGGCGGACCGGGUCAGCUUUUACGCGCUACGGGCACGGAACGGAACCCCAGAGCUGUACACAUGUCUCUUUGACGUGACUCCGACGUCUAAAUAUGAAGCGAAUAUAGUGCACCCGCAGACUGAGAUCGUGUUUCCAAUGGACAUCGGUAUAGUGGGCUUCACCGCGCAAUCCAAAAAGCCCCAAAAUGUACCUGACGCCACAAAGAACCCAAAAUUCAGUGACUUUGUGGACAAACAGACCGGAUACAAGACCAAAAACAUGCUCACUUUCCCUCUCACGGCUGAAAAAGAGUGCCUUGGUGUCGUCAUGGUGCUUAACAAAAUCGGAGCUGAUGCUUUCACUGCAGAAGAUGAGGCGCUGUUCCACAAGUACAUGAGUUUUGCCCAAGUGAUCGCGCUGCAGCACCACACCGCCUACAUGUUCAAUGUGGAGUCCAGGAGGAGUCAGGUCCUGCUCUGGUCAGCCAGUAAAGUCUUUGAAGAGUUGACAGAUAUUGAGAGGCAGUUUCACAAAGCGCUCUACACUGUAAGAAUUUACCUCCAAUGUGAGCGAUACUCUGUGGGCCUGCUGGACAUGACCAAAGAAAAGGAAUUCUAUGAUGAAUGGCCGGUUAAACUGGGCGAUGUGGAGCCAUAUAAAGGACCUAAAACACCGGAUGGCAGGGAAGUAGUCUUUUACAAGAUCAUUGACUACCUGCUUGAAGACAAAGAAGAAAUCAAAGUCAUCCCCGGUCCGCCUGCAGAUCACUGGGCCCUAGUUAGCGGACUACCAACCUACGUCGCGGAAAAUGGCUUUAUCUGUAACAUGAUGAAUGUGGCUGCAGACGACUACUUCACAUUCCAGAAAGGACCAGUCGAUGAGUCUGGAUUCGUCAUCAAGAACUGCCUGUCCCUGCCCAUAGUCAACAAGAAAGAAGAAAUCGUGGGCAUUGCGACUUUCUUCAACAGGAAAGAUGGAAGACCUUUUGAUGAACACGAUGAGCAGAUCACUGAAGCCCUGACACAGUUCUUGGGUUGGUCCGUGCUGAACUGUGACACUUACGAUAAGUUGAACCGCACCGAGUACAGGAGAGAGAUAGCUCAGGAGAUGCUGAUGUAUCAGACUAAAUGUACCACAGAUGAACUGCAGUCCAUUCUGAAUACAAAAGAAAAGUUUGAUGCUGAACCUGAGGACUGCGACCAGAAAGAGAUGUACAAAUUACUACGAGCCAACAUCCCACCAGCUAAUGAUGUGAAUGGAGAAGACCUGUAUAAAUUCUCCUUUAGCGACUUCCCUGUCACUGAGUUUGACCUCAUUAAAGCUGGCAUUCGCAUGUUUUUUGAGCUGGGAGUAGUGGAGAAAUUCAAAGUCCCCGCUGAGACUCUGACCAGGUGGAUGUAUACAGUGAGAAAGGGAUACAGAGCCAUAACUUACCACAACUGGAGACAUGGCUUCAAUGUGGGCCACACCAUGUUUUGUCUCCUGCAGACUGGGAAGCUGAGGAAAUACUACUCUGAUCUGGAUGCUUUUGCGAUGGUAUCUGCCGCAUUCUGCCACGAUAUCGACCACCGAGGAACAAACAAUCUCUAUCAGACAAAGAGCGCACAUCCUCUGGCCAAACUCCACGGAUCAUCUAUUCUAGAGAGGCACCAUUUGGAAUACAGCAAAACGCUAAUGGGCGAAGAGGCACUGAACAUCUUCUGCAACCUUCAAAAACGUCAAUUCGAAACAGUACAACACUUGUUUGACGUUUGCAUCAUUGCUACCGAUCUGGCUCUUUACUUCAAAAAGAGAACCAUGUUUCAAAAUAUCGUCAACGCCACUGAGCCAAUGACAGAUGAAAAAGAGGCCACUGCUUUUGUUUCCAACAACCCUGUCAGGAAAGAAAUCGUCAUGGCUAUGAUGAUGACCGGCUGUGACUUGUCUGCCAUUACGAAGCCUUGGGAAGUACAGAGCAAGGUGGCUCUGAUGGUUGCAGCUGAAUUCUGGGAGCAGGGUGAUUUAGAAAGAACUGUGUUAGACCAGCAGCCAAUUCCCAUGAUGGACCGAAACUGUGCAGAACAACUACCCAAGAUGCAGUGCGGUUUCAUUGACUUCGUGUGCUCAUUUGUGUACAAGGAGUUUUCCCGAUUCCACAAAGAAAUCCAGCCCAUGUUUGAUGGACUGAACAAUAAUAGAGCACACUGGAAUGAGCUGGCGGAAGUAUACAAUGCAAAGAUGAAGGCCAUUGAGGAUGAGAAGAAGAAACUGGAGGGAGGCGAUGAACAGAAAACUGAAGGGAAGUCAAAGACCUGCUCCAUCUGCUGAAACUACACACCCAGACUAGUGAGGACUGUUGGCUA